Messenger RNA from Amoebophrya sp. A25, 443 nucleotides. The record is from the annotation of a GenBank genome assembly. Lineage: Eukaryota; Dinophyceae; Syndiniales; Amoebophryaceae.
AUGCCGGCCUCCGUCAAUCCGAACGCACCUCAACCGAACCGCAACAGUUAUGUCUCAUAUUAGUAUGUAAAUGUGUGAGAAGUUAUGGAGCCUUUGCGCUCAAGCACACCAUAUGACAACCUGCUUACACACAGGACAAAGAUAAACCUUCAUAUUUAUCAAUCAUAAACGUGAUUCAUCAGGGACGAUGAUGAGUGUGAAUAACCAUGGUACUGGUAGUUCUAAACUAGCGACGCGGAGUUGGGCAGUGAUUUUUGGGUCUUCGCUGGGGUAGAUCGCAGGGACCUUGUUACCGUAGCCACGGCAGUCGCCACUCGUAGUGGUCCCGCUGCCCGGAAACUGUCGCAAAUUCGUGUGCCACCUGGUGAGUACGACCUGAUUCUGAGAGUGGAAGGUGCGGAGGCGUUAGAGGAGGACAAGGAGGAUGCCGCGGAAACGUCGAG